CCCACCUGCGAGAAUAACAAAGACAACAAGACGACUUACAAGGCCGAGAAUGGAGGCUCAUACACCAUCGAAUGCGGCGUUGACUACUGGGGCGGUGAUCUAUCGUCCGUGCAAACUUCUACAUUCGAAGCCUGCAUGGAAGCUUGCGAUGCUGCGACCGGCUGUGUCGAUGCUUCGUAUUCGUCCGGCACCUGCUACAUGAAGAAUGUCCUCAACACCGCCUCGACUGCGUCCUGGGUCUGGACUGGCCGCAAGCCGGUAACAGUUGAGCCGACUGAGACGCCG
Didymella exigua CBS 183.55 is the source of this 285-nucleotide messenger RNA. RefSeq lists its product as uncharacterized. The record is from RefSeq and is a predicted model, not a curated record. The transcript has a single exon. The annotation marks the transcript as partial. Lineage: Eukaryota; Fungi; Ascomycota; Dothideomycetes; Pleosporales; Didymellaceae.